GGACGAUACUCGGGCAGCCGUCUGGACCAGUGCACCUUUACCCUGUACGGGGGCAACUGGAGAUUCACACUUAACGGUCUACCACCGUGGUACUGAGGUUUGCCCCCAACCUCCAUUCUGAGGUUACACAGGCCGUAACUAAGGCUGAUACACAUUACCGUGGAGGUUACAAGAACCACAAGAGAACUCUUUUCUAAAUUGCUCCCCGUCCCCCUUCUCGAAUCCAAUCCAAACAUCGCCCAACAACAAGUGCUACAUAACAGAAUUUCGAAAGGACAAUGCCAAACCGUGCAAACAUGAAGCUGGAGUGCAAUUUUUUCACGGGGUCUGCACGCAUCCUCAACCAGGAGACGACCAUGGAUGCCAUCAGGGACUUGGCCAAGGAGACCGGACGCGAAGACCCAUUCUAUGUGCUGGACAUCGGCGACAUCGUGCAGAAGAUUAAGAUUUGGCGUCUGAAGAUGCCACGCGUGAAGCCCUUCUAUGCUGUGAAGUGCAAUGACAAUCAGACAGUGCUAGAGUUGCUAGCCGCUCUUGGGACUGGCUUUGAUUGUGCAUCAAAGGCGGAAAUAAAGAAGAUUCUGGACCUGGGCGUGGAUAGGUCUCGCAUCAUCUACGCUCACCCAUGUAAACCAGCCUCCCACUUGCGCUAUGCAGCUAAGGAGGAUGUGUCCCUCAUGACCUUUGAUAACGAGACGGAACUCCAUAAAGUCAAGGCUUACUACCCCAAUGCCCAGCUUGUGCUAAGGAUCCGCUGUGACGCUGAAGACUCCCAGUGCCCCCUUGGCAUUAAGUUUGGGGCUUUGCCUGAGGAUGCUGGAGCGCUCCUAGCCACUGCCCGGGCACUGGAUCUCAACAUCGUUGGUGUCUCUUUCCAUGUUGGGUCAGGCUGCCGUGAGCCCUCCGUGUUCCAGCGGGCAAUUGCCACAGCAAGGCAGGUCUUUGACGAAGCCCAAGAGCUGGGUUUUAAGCCGAACUUGCUGGACAUUGGUGGUGGUUUCCCUGGGACACGCAACAACACCCUGGAUGAGAUUGCUGAGUAUGUCAACAACUCCCUGGACGAGCACUUCCCUGAGGGCUGUGGUGUCAAGGUGAUUGCUGAGCCAGGCCGAUAUGUCGUGGCAUCAGCCUUCACCCUGGCCACCUACGUUAUGGCCAAGCGGGAGGUGUGUGACGACAACGGCACAUUUCUCUCCGCCAUGUACUACAUCAAUGACGGUGUCUACGGAUCCUUCAACUGCACCUUGUACGACCAUCAGGAAGUGUACCCUGUGUUACUGGAGGACAAAGGCCCUGAGGAGUCUUACACUCCCUGCUCGAUCUGGGGCCCCACCUGUGAUGGUUUGGACCAGGUGGUCUCCGAGGCUAAGCUGCCCCAGCUGGCUUGUGGAGACUGGCUGGUCUGGCCAGAGAUGGGGGCCUAUACCCUGGUUGCUGCUGGGAGUUUCAAUGGCUUCCCACUCCCCAGUGUCCAUGUGGUUGUCCCACACCACACAUGGCUCUACCUGGAGGAGUUCAUGGGUUCAGUCGUCAACUUCAAGCAGAUUGAUGGGGCCUGCGUCAUGAUGGGCAGCUCUGAGAAUGAUCAACAGCAGCUGCAUGAGAGUGGCUCUGGCUCCUCCUCUCUGACGACUCGCUGGCCAUGCUCAGUCACCACUCAUGACUCUGGCAGCCUGGAUGAGCAGCUGGCACACCUCACUGUCAUCGAUGUGGGUGAAAUGUAAAAGGAAAGCAAGCAUCCAGAUUUCCAUGACCUUCCCUAUGAAUGAAGAAGUAUGCAUUGAAGUUAAGAAGAAAAAAGUCUAUAUUAACCAAUCAAGACCAGUAACUGAUUAAAUGUUUGUUGUAAUGCUGUUGGUAUGUUGAAUUUCUUUUUUUUUUUCUCUCUCUUUUUUUUUCUUUUUCUUUUUUUUUCUUCGUCUCUUGAGAGUUGAUUUAACAGAACAUUGUUAUCAGACAAUCCAUGUAAAUUGGAGAGAAAUCACUGACCAUCGAAAGGAACUGAUCACUUUUUUCAUAUUAGAAGCCAUGGGAUAUUAAACAUGUGCCAAGAUGUUUUGUUUGUUUCGGGAAUAGCCUUUUUUUCCGAGAUUGAAGAACCAAUGUCAAACUUGUCCCUUUUCUAUCUUUUUUUUUUUUCUUUUAGGGGUCUCUGUUUCAUGUUAAGUGGUUGUGAUCCCUGUAGCAAUCAAGUGGCCAUAUCCUCAUGGUUUUUGCUAGUAUUCAGACACUUAGGUGAAGUAAGACUUGACUAUGCUCACCAUGAGGUCAACUGAAUAGAAGUGACUGUACUGCUAACUCUGUCAGUGUUACUCAGUCGUCUUUACUCAGUCGGUGUUACUGUUUACAUUUUAUGUGCUCGAUUUUGUUGGCAAUCACUAGAGCAAACUUGUAUGAACUAGUAGAAAGCCCAUCUCAAACUCAAGUUUUUUAAAAAGAACAAGACAGAAAAGAAAACCUUUCUUAUCAGUCUCAGGUCCCUUCGUUCGUUCUGUUCUGCCUUGCAGCUUGAGAAGUGUUGAUCAGUACUUGCAGAU
Penaeus vannamei (Pacific white shrimp) is the source of this 2537-nucleotide messenger RNA. Its product is annotated as ornithine decarboxylase. Lineage: Eukaryota; Metazoa; Arthropoda; Malacostraca; Decapoda; Penaeidae. Gene Ontology annotation, molecular function: ornithine decarboxylase activity. Gene Ontology annotation, cellular component: cytoplasm. The record is from RefSeq and is a predicted model, not a curated record.